AAUUGCUCUGCUACGGCCCUGUCCGACACCGCGGGACCAACCAGUUGUCCAAAGGUUCAGCAAUGAGAGCUAUCCGACUCAAUCGUGCUGAAACCAGGACACCAAGUCGACAGACCUCGACAUACCAUGUGGUUUACAACUGAAUCCAGAGAGCGCCCACCAUGGCUUCUCAAGUACCGUUCCUCCACAGCCUUCAUCAUCGCGACAGUUUGGACCUCUUCGUUCACGGACUACUUCCUCUAUGCUAUGAUCGUCCCCGUCAUGCCAACAGCCCUAGUCGACCGCGCGAAGAUACCCUAUGAAGACCGCGAACGCUGGGUCAGCAUUCUCCUCAUCUGCGAAGCCACCGUCGCAUUCGUCUGCUGCCCGAUAUUCGGAUACCUGAUCGAUGUGGCACCCACGCGCAAACUUCCCUACCUCCUCGGCCUCAUCCUGCUCGGCGCAUCGAUGCUCAUUCUCUGUCUCGCACGCACCAUCGGCUUCUUCGUCAUCGCACGGCUCCUACAAGGCGGUGCAACCGCCAUGGUCGUUGUCGCCGGACUCGCCCUUCUCACCGACUCUGUCCCAUUCGAAAACCUCGGCCAGACCGUCGGAUACCUAGGGUCAGCGGUUACGCUAGGGUUCCUUCUAGGACCGCUACUGGGGGGUCUCGUGUAUCGGGUUGCAGGGUAUCAGCCCGUAUUCGCAAUGGCGUUUGCCAUUGUAGGAAUCGACCUGGUAAUGCGAUUUGCAGUGAUCGAAAAGAGAGUCGCGAAGCGGUGGAUGGCGCUGUCGCAAGAUGAUGCCGACAGCAACAACGAAACCAAUCACGACAAUCCAUCCGAUGAUAACCCACCUCAACCCGACACCACAGACAACGAUGCAACCAUCAUACCCAAGCACUCUCGUAAACCCACCCCCCUACUUCUCCUCCAACAGCCCCGCAUCCUCAUAUCAUCCUGGGGCCUCCUCGUCCACGGCAUGAUAUACGCAGCCUUUGACGCCACAAUCCCCAUCUUCGUAGAAUCCCACUUCAACUGGACCCCCCUAGGCGCCGGCCUAACCUUCCUCCCCUCCUCCAUGACCGCUCUCUUCGAGCCCUACUUCGGGAAACUAACCGACACUCUAACCCCCCACCCCAUAGCAACAGCCACCUUCCUCCUCCUCCCCAUCCCACUAACCCUUCUGGCGCUCUCCAGCCAGCCAACAACAACCCAUAUCACCCUCCUAAUGAUAAACCUCACCCUCACCGGCCUCCUCGUCAACAUAGCAACGCCCGCCCUGUACCUCGAGACGCAGCGCGUCCUGGACACCAUGGAGCGCCGACAGCCGGGGAUCUUCGGGCCAAGGGGCGCAGUCGCCCAGGCGUUCGGGAUUCAGACGAUGGCGCAGUUUCUGGGACUGAGUUUGGGGCCGUUGGCGGGGUUCGUAGAGGGGAGGUUUGGGUGGGGGAGUGUGGUUGUGGGGUUGGGGGUGGUUUGUUUGGGGACGGGGGUGGUGGUGGGGGUUGGGUUGAAAGGUGAUUGUUGUGGGUAUGGGGGGGAGGGUGGAGGUGAGGGGGAUGUGGAUGGGGAAGGUGAGAGGGAGAGGUUGCUUGGUGGUGAUUGAUUAGGUAGGUGAAGUAGUACCAGGAUAUAGAUUUGAGUUACGUUCUUGGUUUCGAGUAGGAGAAGUUUUGUAUGUAAGUUUGUUUGGUUUAGAUAGUAGAACCUAGGUCAGUCAUGUACUGAUUGAUACAUUCGUAUUUCAGAUCAGAUCUAACAUCCAUUCA
Molecule: messenger RNA, 1750 nt
Organism: Aspergillus welwitschiae
Lineage: Eukaryota; Fungi; Ascomycota; Eurotiomycetes; Eurotiales; Aspergillaceae
Product: MFS general substrate transporter
Exons: 6
Coding region: 127-1587 (486 amino acids)
Biological process (GO): transmembrane transport
Molecular function (GO): transmembrane transporter activity
Source: RefSeq, a predicted model, not a curated record